AGACAGUUCAGAAGGGAAAACUCAUGGAUCUCACAAGCACUGUCAUCAUCCCGCUGCUGGUCGGCAGCCUGGGGAUCUUUGCGGUUUUCCGGCUGCUGCAGUGGAUGCGGAUGCGGGCCCACCUGCAGAAGGCUGUGGUGGUCAUCACAGGGGCCACCUCUGGCCUGGGAAAAGAAUGUGCAAAAGCCUUCCAUGCAGCUGGCUCCAAGCUGGUGCUCUGUGGCAGAGAUAGUGAGAAACUCAAGGACCUGGUGCAGGAGCUUUCUACCAUGACCAACCACCGAAAGAACGCCCACAAACCUCACACUGUGGUGUUUGACCUCUCAGACACUAAAACUGUCCUCAGUGCUGCUGAAGAGAUCCUGAAGUACCUGGGACACGUGGACAUACUGAUCAACAAUGCAGGCAUCAGCUUCCGAGGCACCAUUGCGGACACAGGGCUGGAUGUGGACAAGAGAGUGAUGGAAACUAAUUAUUUUGGUCCUGUAGCCCUCACCAAAGCCCUUCUCCCCUCCAUGAUCAAGAGGAGACAAGGCCACAUUGUGGCCAUAAGCAGCGUUCAAGGCAAAAUAAGCAUUCCUUUCAGAUCUGCCUAUGCUGCCUCUAAGCAUGCCACCCAGGCCUUCUUUGACUGUCUUCGAGCAGAGGUGGAGCAGUAUGACAUUGAUGUGACAGUUAUCAGCCCUGGCUACAUUCAGACAAACCUCUCCCUCAAUGCUGUGACAGCAGAUGGAUCUCGCUAUGGAGUGAUGGACAAGACCACAGCUGAAGGACAGACAGCUGCAGAGGUGGCUCAGGUGGUUCUCAGUGCAGUGGGACAGAAGAAGAAGGAGGUACUUGUGGCUGGGCUCACCCCCUGCCUGGCUGUCUACCUGAGGAACCUCUGCCCCAGGCUCUUCUUCACCUUAAUGGCCACUAGAGCGAAGAAGGAGAGAAAAGCAAAGGGCUCUUAA
This is a messenger RNA of Chaetura pelagica (chimney swift), 953 nucleotides long. RefSeq names its product dehydrogenase/reductase (SDR family) member 7B (gene DHRS7B). Gene Ontology annotation, molecular function: oxidoreductase activity. Gene Ontology annotation, cellular component: membrane. The record is from RefSeq and is a predicted model, not a curated record. The transcript has 6 exons. Lineage: Eukaryota; Metazoa; Chordata; Aves; Apodiformes; Apodidae. Bases 24 to 953 code for a protein of 309 amino acids.